AUGUGGGGGAGAAGAUCCAUUGCGGCGUCGAGACGCGCAGGUGUAGCCAUCCAAACCGGCCGUCACCCAGUCGCUCUCCGCCCCUCCCCCUCCUUCGCCUUUUCUUCCGCCACUUCCUCCUCCUCUUCUCCUUACUCUCGCCUGCGCCCUCGGCUCCCGAUCCCGCCCAGGCUUGACUUUGGUUUUAUCCCAAUCAGAUAUUGCUCCGCCGAAGCUCGUAUGAUGGCGUCCUCCGACAGAGAUACCUUGCCUGACGUGGCGAAGCCUACCAACUAUCAUGUGUCUCUCUUCGAUUUGCAGCUGGGGGGUUCGUGGGAAUACAAGGGUGUGGUGAAGGUUGACGCUACGGUCACUCGUACCACGAAGGAAAUCGUUCUGAACUCCAAAGAGAUUGAAGUGCAGAGUGCUGAGGCGUUGAAGAAAGAUGGAACGUCACUGGCGAAGGCAACGGAAAUCACUUAUGAUAAGCAAUCGGAACGUGUGACGGUUAAAUUUCCCCUGGACAUUCAACCGGCAGAUAUUGUUACACCCCCCGUCGGAGAGCCCGCUGCGGACACCCCUAAGGAGGGUGAUUUUUACUACAUGCUGAGUACUCAGUUUGAGUCUUGUGAUGCUCGACGAGCAUUUCCUUGUUUUGACGAGCCAAACCUGAAAGCCACAUUUGACUUUGAGAUUGAAAUUCCCAGAGGACAGACGGCGCUCAGUAAUAUGCCUGUUCAGUCUGAAAGGGACGGUAGUAACCCGGGACUCAAAUUCGUCACCUUUGAGAAGACACCUGUGAUGAGCACCUAUCUCCUCGCAUGGGCAAUUGGAGACUUCGAGUACGUGGAAGCGAUGACCGAGCGCAAGUAUCAAGGAAAGAGUAUCCCCGUGCGCGUUUAUACGACGCGUGGACUCAAAGACCAGGCUCGCUUUGCACUGGAAUGUGCCCAUCGAACUGUCGACUAUUUCUCCGAGAUCUUUGAAAUUGAAUACCCGCUGCCCAAGGCAGAUCUCCUGGCUGUGCACGAGUUUGCAAUGGGUGCCAUGGAGAAUUGGGGUCUGGUGACCUACCGCACUACUGCCGUUCUUUUUGAUGAAGGCAAGUCGGAUAAUCGAUACAAGAACCGCAUUGCCUAUGUCGUGGCUCAUGAGUUGGCUCACCAGUGGUUUGGAAACCUUGUCACUAUGGACUGGUGGAAUGAGCUAUGGCUGAACGAGGGGUUUGCUACUUGGGUUGGUUGGUUGGCCGUUGACCAUUUCUAUCCUGGUGAGUCUCCCUCUAGAACGAGGUCGAAAGGCCGCAUAUCUAACCUGGAAGUUAUGCAGAUUGGAACAUCUGGUCACAGUUUGUCGUACGAAAUUCCCGAGGCUGAGGGUGUCCAACAAGCUUUCCACUUGGAUUCACUGAGAGCUUCCCAUCCGAUUGAGGUGCCCGUUCGGAACGCUCUCGAGGUAGACCAAAUCUUCGACCAUAUCAGCUACCUGAAGGGAAGCUCAGUCAUUCGCAUGCUGAGUGUGCACCUCGGCCGAGAGACUUUCCUGAAAGGGGUUGCAGCGUACCUUAAGGCCCAUGCAUAUGGUAAUGCCACAACAAAUGACUUGUGGUCGGCUCUGAGCAAGGCUUCUGGCCAGGAUGUACACGGGUUUAUGGACCCCUGGAUUCGCAAGAUCGGAUUCCCAGUCGUUACCGUGGCAGAGGAGCCUGGCCAGAUCAGCGUCCGCCAGAACCGCUUCUUGUCCACGGGAGACGCGAAGCCGGAGGAAGACGAGACCACCUGGUGGAUUCCUCUUGGCAUCAAGUCCGGCCAGAACCUGGCUACUGUGGACACUCGUGCUCUGACUGAGAAAUCCGAUAUUGUUGGCGGUGUUGGCGAGGAUGGCUUCUAUAAGAUCAACAAGGACCUCGCUGGUUUCUACCGAACUAACUACCCGCCUGCACGAUUGGAAAAGCUGGGACAGUCCCUGAAUCUCCUAAGCACUGAGGAUAAGAUUGGGUUGCUGGGCGAUGCCGCUGCACUUGCAGUUUCCGGGGAAGGAAACACUCCUGCUCUAUUAGCUCUUCUCGAGGGCUUCAAAGGGGAGCAAAACUAUCUAGUUUGGUCCCAAGUUUCUUCAUCCCUGGCCAACCUCCGCUCUGUCUUUUCACAGAAUGAGUCGCUUGCCGAGGGGCUGAAGAAGUUCACUCGUUCUCUGGCUGGCCCGGCGGUCGAGAAGAUUGGCUGGGAAUUCCAACCCAACGAGGAGUACCUGAAUGUCCAACUUCGCAAGUUGUUGAUUGCAAUGGCAGGCAAUGCCGGCCAAGAAAGCAUUAUCGCGGAGGCCAAACGCCGAUUUGAUCUCUGGGCUUCUGGUCAGGACCCUAGUGCGGUGCACACCAACCUUCGAUCAGCAAUCUUCAGUCUCAAUGUAUCUGAGGGUGGCCCUCGGGAGUUCAAUGCAGUGAAGAAGGAGUAUCUCCGUACGGACUCUGUGGAUGGCAAGGAGAUCUGCCUGGCUGCCAUGGGACGGACCAAGGAGCCAGCUCUGGUCCAGGAGUAUUUGGACUUUGUGUUCUCAGACAAGGUGGCCAUUCAGGAUAUGCACAGUGGCGCCGUGGCUCUCGCCGCCAACUCCAAGAUGCGCCAUCUUCUGUGGGAGUACAUGAAGACCAACUGGGUCUCGGUCGAAGCUCGUUUGUCCUCCAACAACGUCGUGUUCGAGCGGUUCAUCCGGAUGGGCCUGUCUAAAUUUGCCGACCAUGCGAUCGGGAACGAUAUUGCCGAAUUCUUCAAGAAUAAGGAAACAGGGGCUUAUGCGCGAGCUCUAGUCAUUGUGUCGGACAAUAUCCGGACCAGCGCAUCGUAUCAGGAACGGGACCAGGCGCUCGCCCUGGAAUGGCUGCAGACUCACGGCUAUGCGUGA
Messenger RNA from Penicillium macrosclerotiorum, 2883 nucleotides. Its product is annotated as M1 family metallopeptidase. Gene Ontology annotation, molecular function: metalloaminopeptidase activity; peptide binding; zinc ion binding. Gene Ontology annotation, biological process: proteolysis; peptide catabolic process. The record is from RefSeq and is a predicted model, not a curated record. NCBI's taxonomy places the organism in Eukaryota, Fungi, Ascomycota, Eurotiomycetes, Eurotiales, Aspergillaceae. Gene Ontology annotation, cellular component: cytoplasm. The coding region runs from base 1 to 2883 and encodes 960 amino acids. The transcript is spliced from 12 exons.